AUGAAGAUUCUGUAUUGGAACAUUCGGGGUGUUAGGAAGGCAGCAGGGUUGUGCGCUUUACGUCAACUGGUGAAGGAGCAUGCCCCGGAUGUGCUAUGCUUGGCUGAACCCAUGGUUCAGGUAUGUAAAUUUCCUGGUAUUUUCUUUAGUCGGCUGGGGUAUGCUGUGGAUUUCAUUCAUAAUUUUCGGGAUGAAAAAGUCCCAAAUUUAUGGAUUAUAUGGAAGUUGGGGGUUUCGAGACCAUUCGUUGCAGGUAUGUCUGAUCAACAUAUAUCAGUCAUCUUUGAUUGGCCAGGUAGUAAAGUGGGUAUUUCUUUUGUACAUGCAAGUUCUUUUAAAAUUAUGCGUAGGCAAUUGUGGUUAGAUUUGGAGUUGUCGAUAUCCGCUUUGGUUCCGUGGUCUGUGAUGGGGGAUUUCAAUGCAACCCUGCUCUCGCAUGAGAAAAGAGGUCCUGGUAAGUUUAAUCUUGGAUCAGCUGCUGAAUUCCAGGCAAUGGUUGAUGCGUGUGAAUUGCUUUCUAUCCCUUCUCAGGGAAAGAAAUUCACUUGGACUAACAAUCGUCGAAGGGGUCAUGCAGUUGCAGUGUUAGAUCGGAGUUUUUGUAAUGGGAAGUGGAUAGAUGUGUUUAGAAAUGUGAAGCAGCGUGUUUUGUUGUCUUCGGUAUCAGAUCAUGCCCCUCUAAUUGUUGUCUCUGAUGAUGUUCAAAGACCUACAAAUAUCCCCUUUAGAUUCCAUAGCUUUUGGAUGGAAAAUGAUCAAUUUAUCUCCGUGGUUGAGGAAGCUUGGAAAACUUCGAUAGGAGGUAAUCCAAUUUUCGUUCUGGCACAAAAAUUAAAGCAGGUCAAGGAGAAUUUAAAGGUUUGGGCGAGGGCUAACUUUCCUAACCUGAAUGACGAGGUCGAUAAAGCAAAGCUGGAAUUAAAGAAGGUUCAAGACAUGAUAGAGGUGGCUGGGAUGACUGAUGAAUUAUUUAACAGAGAGGCAGAUGCAAAAACAGUAUUAUUGAAGGCCAACCAAAUGUACGAGAAGUUGUGGGCUGAAAAAGCUAAACUGAGAUGGAUGAAAAAUGGAGAUUGUAACUCGAAAAUUUUUCAUCUCUCCGUGAAGCUUAGGAGGUUGAAAAAUCAGAUCACCUCCCUAAAAAAGGAAGAUGGAACUUGGGUUUCAGACCAACAGGGAAUAUCGUCUUAUGUCUCUGAUUUUUUUGAGAAAUUUCAUGAGGCUGAUGCAAUCACGGUUCAUAAUGACCUUCUUGAUAAUAUUCCCAGAGUGUUGGAGGAGGAGGACGUGGCAGGAUUGGAGAUUGUCCCGAGUGGGGACGAAAUAAAACAAGCUGUUUGGGAUUUAGAUCCUGUAAGCUCUCCAGGUCCUGAUGGGUUCCCAGCAUGGCAAAUCAAACAUGGAAAUUCUCUAAUGAGUGUUUUCUUUCGUGCCCGUUUUCUGAAGAUUGAUGGUUCGCUGAAAACUACCUACCUUUCCUCUUCGAUAUGGCCUGGUCUUAAAAAGGUGUGGCGGUGGGUACAGUCUCAUGAGCAAUGGACUGUUGGGAAUGGUCAGAGGAUAAAUUUUUGGAAAGAUAGCUGGCUGGGAAAGAAGCCUAUUGAGGAGUUGUAUGGUUUGCAGUUAGAUAUCUUUGAUUCGAUGCAGGCAAAGGUUUCCGAUUUCAUUUGCCAAGAUGAGUGGAAUUUUCCCCAGGUUCUCAUUUUCUACAACAUCUAUCCUAUAAGUUUCAAAAUGAAAUAUAAGACAAAAAAGGUUCCCUGGUAUGCUGUUGGACUUCCCGCUGAUGCCAUGCUGAAGGUGGGAGCUCUUUCUAUGGUUUUUUGGUUUGUUUUGUGA
Macadamia integrifolia is the source of this 1839-nucleotide messenger RNA. RefSeq lists its product as uncharacterized. The transcript has 4 exons. Gene Ontology annotation, molecular function: catalytic activity. Bases 1 to 1839 code for a protein of 612 amino acids. Lineage: Eukaryota; Viridiplantae; Streptophyta; Magnoliopsida; Proteales; Proteaceae. The record is from RefSeq and is a predicted model, not a curated record.